Triplophysa rosa is the source of this 1715-nucleotide messenger RNA. It is a transcript of the gene mogat3a, whose product is annotated as monoacylglycerol O-acyltransferase 3a. The record is from RefSeq and is a predicted model, not a curated record. Gene Ontology annotation, cellular component: endoplasmic reticulum membrane. Bases 284 to 1309 code for a protein of 341 amino acids. Gene Ontology annotation, molecular function: diacylglycerol O-acyltransferase activity. The transcript has 7 exons. Gene Ontology annotation, biological process: triglyceride biosynthetic process. Lineage: Eukaryota; Metazoa; Chordata; Actinopteri; Cypriniformes; Nemacheilidae.
UUUUCGAGCUGUGAGCUCGCGGAGACACGCGGAACGAAGAGGCGCGGCGGAGCAACGACUUUAAAACGAGGUUGUUUUUUUAAGAUUAAACUUACAUCGAUAUUUACCCGCUGACGAAAUAGAGAAACACAGUUCAUGUGAAGAGACGGAGACUUUCAACACUUUUGAAAGUUGACAGAAGAUUUACACCGAGUUGUUUGUGUGAUUGUCACAGUGUGUGUAUGAGCGUCAGUGUGUAUGUAUGUAUGAGGGAGUAAGUGAGUGAGUUUGUGUGUAUGUAUGUAUGUAUGUAUGUGCAGAGAUGAAGAUAGAGUUUGCACCUCUGCAUGUUCCUCUGCGCAGGCGUCUGCAGACAGCUGCAGUCGUGCAGUGGGUCUUCAGCUUCUUGGCUCUGGCUCAGGUCUGCCUGGCUGCGUUUGUCCUCUUGUGCCUCAGUGAUUGGUGGAUUGUGGGAGUGCUGUAUGCUGGUUGGCUGUACCUGGACAGGGACACGCCCUUAUGUGGAGGUCGGAGGUCACAGUGGGUCAGAAGUUGGAGCGUGUGGACGUAUUUCAGAGAUUAUUUCCCCAUCACACUGAUAAAAACCGUGGACUUGGAUCCGUGUCAUAAUUAUCUGUUUGGCUUUCAUCCUCACGGCGUGCUGGUGGCAGGGGGAUUUGGCAGCUUCUGCACGCAAGCGUCCGGAUUCUCGCAGAUGUUCCCCGGCCUCACGCCGUAUCUGCUCAUGCUUCCCUUCUGGUUCAGAGUUCCGUUCUUCAGAGAUUACAUCAUGUGUGGAGGGUUGGUGUCGAGCGAGAAGGCCAGUGCCAGUUACCUGUUGAGUCGUCCGGGCGGGGGUCACGCGGCGGUGGUGGCGGUGGGCGGCGCUCCGGAAUCUCUGGACGCACGGCCCGGAGCCUUAACCCUUCAGCUGCUGCAGAGGAAAGGCUUCAUCAAACUGGCUCUCAAACACGGAGCGUGGUUGGUUCCUGUCUUCUCAUUUGGAGAGAACGAGCUCUUCGAUCAGAUGGAGAAUCCCGCUGGCUCCACCCUAAGACGCCUUCAGGACCGCCUCCAGAGGACCAUGGGUGUGGCCUUGCCUCUCUUUCACGCCAGAGGUGUUUUCCAGUACAGUUUUGGUCUUCUUCCAUACAGGAAACCCAUAUACACCGUGGUUGGACGUCCCAUCCCUGUAGUUCAGAAUUCCUGUCCCAGUAAAGAGGACAUUGACACUCUUCACACUCUUUAUAUGGAGGGUCUGAUGCAGUUGUUUGAGGAAAAUAAAAAACACUACGGCAUUCCAGAAGACAAACAACUCAAAUUCAUCUGAACUGUGUGUGUGUGUGUGUGUGUGUGCGUGUGUGUGUGUGUGUGUGUGUGUGUUCGUUCGUUCGUUCGUUACAGUGUAAUCAGCAUGUUUAUGUUUAUUGAAUAAUUUGUGCUCACAGGAUCUGAGGUUAUGCUACUGUAGUGUACAACCAGAGAGUAACUUUCACAUUCAGAUGUCAUUCCUAUGAAAUCUUUUUAUUUUCAGUCAGAUGUGUUUUGAAAUGUGGUCUUAAUAAUGUUUGUUUUAAUGCAUUGGGCUUUGCAGUGAAUGAUGCUUUGAAUGAUGAUCAGCUGUAAUAGGAUUUCAUUGAUGUAUUUACCUUGGACCAUUUAAAUCUGUGUCCAGAAAUGGGAAUAGGAAAAUAGGAAUAUCAGAAUAGGAAAAUAAACUGGAAAUUUGUUUACAA